UCCCAAAUGAACAUUCAGUGCACUUCAUUGAAUGAGGAAUAAGUCAUUUUGUCCCCUGUAUGGAGCCAUUUGGAACUCUGGAUUUUGGAUUAAAGACGUAAAGCCGAGAAAUGAUUUGUAGCGGUGGAGAACUUUUUAAACUGCAGGCUGAACAGCUGGAGUCCAGGCUAAAUGUUGAUGCUCUGAGUAAGAAAGAUGUGCUGCUGCUCUUCAGUGUGUUGGAGGGAGAACUGGAGGCCCGAGACCUCGUCAUCCAGGCACUCAGGGGACAGCGCAGGGAAACAUAUAUAUGGGAGCGCUAUGGAAAGUAUGAUCUGAGCGAUCCCUUCCUGGCCCUUCAGAGGGACAACGAGGCUCUUCAGAGCUCUGCCCGGGGCACAGGAAAUGGCACGGGUUUUCCUCAAAGACGAGAGAGAGACGUCAGGCACUCUGAUCCACUGAGCAUGCUCAGGCUGGUGGUGGGACACUGCAGGAGAAUGCAGGAGAAGAUGCUGAAACAGCUUGCAGCUGCUGAAAGCAGGCACAGAAGGGUCAUUGCAGACUUAGAGGAGGAAAAGAAGAGGCAUGCUGAGGACACAGCUGAGGGAGAUGAUGUCACAUGCAUUUUAGAGAAAGAACGAGAGCGCCUCCUACAGCAGUUGGAGUUUGAGAAGAGAAAGUUCUCCCGCAUGGAGAAGGAGAACAAGCGAUUGCAGGCUCAGCUGGAGGAUGAACGCGUCCAGCACAAGCAGCUUAUGUCUGCGCUGGGGUGCGAGUGCAAGCGAUCAAACUUGCGUGCCCACGAGGAGGGACAGCGUUCUAGUGAGCUUAGUCGCCGCCUGGAGCGCCAACGUGCCACCAAUCAAAGCCUGAGGGCAGAGCUUGAGGAGGAGAAGAAGCUUGCCAUGCAGAUGGAGGCAAGGAGAGAGGAGCUACUGGCAGAGUUCGAUACAGAAAGGGAGCUGCUGGCUCUGCGGCUGAGACGAGAAGAGGCAUGCAGCAGUGCUCUACAGGAGGAGGUGGAGAGGCUGAGAAGAGAAGUGCAACAGCUCAGAGUAGAGGAGGACAAGGAAGAGCCUGGGAGUGAGUUUGGGGUGGUGGAUGGUGAAGCAGAAAAAUCGGACAUGAUCCAGCCAAAGAUUAACGGUCAUGAGACUCCAGUGGAGGAAGGAGGGAGUGGUGUGAGGAAUGAAAAUGGAGUUUUUCAUUCCACUUUAAGCCCUGACCAUAAUGAACUGACUAAUGGGAAUGUGUCACCCGCUAAUCUGAAAAACGAGAGUCCAUCAGCCUGUGGCACAGAAUCCUCUCCUGAGACAAGGUCCUCCUCUAGCUUACAGGCUGCCUACCAGGCUGGGAUCCAACAGCGUUUCCAUGCAGCACGUCACAAAUUCCAGUCUGUCGCUGAGCAUGACUCGCAUCUGGUCUCACCUGUCUCUCAUUCCCCUUGUGACCUUUCACCCUGUGCCACCACACAUCCUCCAGCAGAGGGCGGCAACACCAAACAGGCAGCUCGCAGCUCAGCGACUCAGGCUCUCAGUCGCUUCAACACCAAAACGGCAUCAACACCUCACGGUUCACCUAAUGGCACAGACUUCCAUGCCUUGUCUCCUUCAGGAGCUCUGUCUCCUGGUAUUCGCUCCCCCACUGUCCCCAGGGUUGAUAGAGGCAUCCCUCCACCCAUUCCCCCUAAGAAACCGGGCCUGGCUGAAACCCCUCCGUCCCCCGCCACCCUCCGAGCUGCCCACGUGGCGCAGAUUUUAGCCGGAUUUGGGCGUAAAAGCACAGAAAACAGCAAAGAAACAGAUCUACUCUUGUCUUCUAGUAGCUAACAAGCACAUUUUAAUCCACCGGCCAUGGGUUCUGUCAUGGCUAGAUUAUUAUUUUUUAAUUAUUCCAGAUCUCUUGCUACCAAAUCAUCAAGUUUAUACCUGCUAUUAAUUAAUACCGUUAAUCACCACUGUUAUUAUACGAAGUGAUAUAAUCAGUUAUACUAUACGUCAAGAAUCACACAAGGUGGGUCAUGCUCUCAUACAAAAGUAAUCCAAAGCCUGGUUGGUGUAACAUUUCGAUUCCCCUUUCAAAUGAAUUUUUAUGUAUAGCAGCAUAAAACAUAUAAACUUCGCCCCAUAGUGUAACUCUCAGUGGAUGAGCUGUUAACUAAAGAAACAAUAAUGGAUUCGGACUAUUAAUAUAAACCAUAACUCAUUUAUGUUCGAGCUUUCGAAUUAUGUUCAGUAGUAAUCAGUAUUUAACAAUAGUUUUAAUAGUGUUUUAUAUUUUAAGGCUCUGUUGCAUGUCCAACAACACAUUGUAAAUAUGGAAUAAGUUUUAAAGCAAUGUGAUAUUACUCAAAAAAAGUAAGCAUUUAUCUUGAAACAAGAAAUAUGUAUCUCAUACAUAUGCUUCCUGCAUUAAAUCACAAUUGAGCUGUUGAAAUUAUUGUUUGUUAAUUAUUAAAAAAUAAAAAAUAAAGACACUGAAGGUUUUUUUUCGACUUUUAGAAAGUUCUGUCAGAAGCAAGUUGGCGAUUUGUAUAACUAAAGUUUAUGAUGGAUCAUUGCAUGUAAUUUUCAUAUAUGAAUCCUCUUUGAGUAGCCAGGUUUUUAUAUUUUUACACUUCUGAUGCAGAUGUUUGUCAUAUAUUUGUAUCUGAUAUGUUCUAGUUUAUACACUGUAAUGUAUGUAUGUCACAGUUCGUAUGCAGCAGAUGAACAUGCUUUGAGUUGCUUUUGAAAUGUGUUCAUAUGUAUAUAAAAUAUUCUAUAUUAGUUAUUAACUUUAAAAGUUCUGCUUUAAUGCUAUAACUGUGAGAAAUCACACGAAGUAGCACAACCAUAAAACAUCUUUAUUUUGUUCAUGUUUUAUUAUUUUUAUGUCACACGUGUUAUAAAUGUUGUUCUUUACGUUGGUCAGUUACCCAAUCCAAUAUGUGUUCCAUAACAGUAUUAUAUAACAUAAUGUACUGUAAUUGUCUAUGAUUUUGGAUAGUAUUCCUUUGCGUAUUAAAUAUAUGCAUGGUAAUAGCAUCAAACACA
Silurus meridionalis is the source of this 3014-nucleotide messenger RNA. It is a transcript of the gene cttnbp2nla, whose product is annotated as CTTNBP2 N-terminal like a. The transcript has 5 exons. The record is from RefSeq and is a predicted model, not a curated record. Bases 111 to 1808 code for a protein of 565 amino acids. NCBI's taxonomy places the organism in Eukaryota, Metazoa, Chordata, Actinopteri, Siluriformes, Siluridae.